UGUAAACUGGAUACAUUAUGAUGGCUGAACUGAGAAUAGUUGCCAGUCUGAGUUCAAACCAGAGGAUUAGAAAAGGAUUUGGUGUCAGUGUAAUCAACUGGCAAAGGUUUGCAAUCAGAUGUGUUUUACAACUUUAACAAUUUAUUGGUUGUAAGCAAAUAUGGAAUUGACACAACAACGUAACAACUGUUUGUAUAAGUCACAUCCUCUUCCACACCUUAGUUUGACACACCUCCUCAGGGGGGCUGUUUCAGCAGUUUGCAACAUUCACUUGGGCAACAGUCAAACUAAGACUCGCACCGAAGACACGGAUGUGGUUACCUCAAGUAAAGACAUGGUUUCUGCAAGGUUGUGGAAGACCCUGUCACUAGUCGUCAUCGGUAUGUUACUUUAUUUUGUACUUUGGGAAACGGCUUCAAACAGGCAGUCCUUGCCUGAUUUUUCAAUACCAGAGCAGUUCUCUUUAGACCUGCCUGGCUGCUUGGCCAUCAUCACUGGAGACACACAGGGGAAGAAAGGCGAUUUAGAAAGGCUUCUGUCAUCCAGGAAAAAACAACAUCUUUCAUCAGAGGACUUCUACUUGAAUGUGACAAAGGACUGUCCGUCUUACAUUGAGAAGAGAGGUUUCAUUACAGCGCCUCUCAGUGAGGAGGAGAAGAAUUUCCCCAUCGCCUACUCCAUGGUGAUCCAUGAGAAGAUUGAGAUGUUUGAGCGACUCCUACGAGCUGUUUAUAAUCCUCAGAACAUCUACUGUGUGCAUGUGGACCAGAAAGUCACUAAAGAAUUUCAGAAGGCCGUGGAGGCUAUUCUUUCCUGCUUCCCAAAUGUGUUUUUAGCCAGUAGAUUAGAGCGAGUGGUGUAUGCCUCGUGGUCCAGAGUGCAGGCCGAUUUGAACUGCAUGAAAGAUCUGCUGAACUCGCCGGUCCAGUGGAGAUACCUGCUCAACACCUGUGGGACAGACUUCCCCAUCAAAACCAAUAGAGAAAUGAUUCAGGCACUGAAGGCCCUCAACGGGAGAAACAGCAUGGAGACGGAGGUAACCAAUGACUACAAGAAGCGGUGGCUGUAUCAUUACAAUGUAACUACUGCUGUCAUCAAGACGGAUGUGAAGAAAAGUCCCCCGCCCAAUGGCAACCCCAUGUUCACAGGAAACGCCUACUUUGUGGCCAGCAGAGCCUUUGUGAAACAUGUGAUGCAGGACAGAGAAGUUCAUGAGCUUCUGGAGUGGGAGAGGGACACGUACAGCCCCGACGAACACCUCUGGGCCACUCUACAGCGAAUGCCCUCCGUUCCUGGAUCAAUGCCCGCGAACAUCAAGUUCGAUGCGUCAGACAUGCAAGCCAUCGCUCGCGUGGUGAAGUGGAGCUAUCUAGCAGGCGAUGUGAGAGCCGGAGCCCCGUACUCUCCUUGUACAGGUGAAUACAGUAGAGCAGUCUGUGUGUACGGAGCAGGUGACCUCUCGUGGCUCCUCAGACAACAUCAACUCUUUGCAAAUAAGUUUGAUCCUGAGGUUGAUGAUAUUGCGAUUCGAUGUAUAGAGUCAGUUCUGCAUUUUAAAGCUUUAGGCCACGACCGACUGGAAACCGAUUAAUAUUCCAUCAUUUUUUCUUGAAAUGUCAAAUGUAUUUUAAGGUACAUACUUUAUAAACCGUAUUUUAUUGUCAAAUGUUCGAUUGAAAAAUCUUUAAAUAUUUUCUAUUCUUUUUUAUUUAAUCUAUCUUGCAAAAGGAUUUUUUUAUUCUGUGGCUGUUAAUGUUAUCAGUAUGUUAUCUUUCAUCUAUAAU
Pseudoliparis swirei is the source of this 1784-nucleotide messenger RNA. RefSeq names its product beta-1,3-galactosyl-O-glycosyl-glycoprotein beta-1,6-N-acetylglucosaminyltransferase 3-like. Gene Ontology annotation, molecular function: acetylglucosaminyltransferase activity. NCBI's taxonomy places the organism in Eukaryota, Metazoa, Chordata, Actinopteri, Perciformes, Liparidae. The record is from RefSeq and is a predicted model, not a curated record. Gene Ontology annotation, cellular component: membrane.